Moneuplotes crassus is the source of this 1252-nucleotide messenger RNA. The record is from the annotation of a GenBank genome assembly. NCBI's taxonomy places the organism in Eukaryota, Ciliophora, Spirotrichea, Euplotida, Euplotidae.
GCAAAUGGCCCAUUCAAGAAUUGGUAAGGACUUAAAGAGCUUUAAGGCUUGGCUUUUACAGAUUUUAACAAAGCAAUAUCAUUAUUUGUCUAGUCAUUGAUGACCUAGACUACAACGAUUGUCCUGAGAUCAAUAUCCAGGACAUGGAAUUCCUGACAUCAAAACCGGAUGAUGUAGACACUGAGAGAGGCACAAAUGGGGAUCUUAGCCAUUAUCUGUACGAUACAAACUCCGAUGAAAAGAAUCAAGCCAAUGAGAGUAAGGCUCUAGUCUUCUAACUUUAGGAGUAAGAAUUAAAAUCAUCAUGAUAGAUACUGAAUUUGAUCGAUUUCUUAGAAUCCAAGCUUAAGAGUGAAUCCUUGCCCUUGUCUUUAUUGAAAUGUGUGGAAAUAUCUCAGGAAUCACCUAUUGCACUGAGACUGUUGCACUCAUUAGUAAACACAGGAGAUGCUCAUUUGAGGAAAUAUUAUGAAAUCCUACAAAAAUAUUACAUUGAAGGAGAGCCCAAACCCGAAGAUCUAGGUAAGCUUUCCAGUAACGUUCAGAGCUCGAAGGGAUCGACAUCGAUGACACAGAGGAUUGGCUUGAUUCAGAGUGGACAGAGAUCAAAGAAACUGAUAUCAAAAAUAGUAAAAAUUACAUCCGGAAAGUAUCUAAGGCCAGAAUGAUAGGUGAAGAGACUGGAUUUGACUCCAAAGUUAGCACUCUACUUCAGAGAUGAGACCAGACCUUUACAAAGUACUUCGAAGAAGACUCAAGAUCACCUCAGGAGUCCAAAGUGGAGCAGUUCAUCUCUCUUUGUAACGAGACUGAAGAGUUGAAGUCUAAGCUCGAGGAAGAAGAGGUGGACAACCAAAGAUUAGCCCUGAAAUUAAACUCUUUAGACAAUGAGCUUUCUUCUCUUCUAGUGAAUCACAUCGGUAGCUCAAUUACCCAAGAAUGUGAGUAUGUAGAGUCCUCAACUGAGAUAUUGAAGGAGAAAACCAGUAACUGUCUCAAUGAAGCUGAUGUGGUCAGAAACUCAGUUGAUGACCUCACAUAUGGAGAUACAUACAAGAAUGUUCUCCUGAAGAUCAAAGACUCAUUCACCAGGAAAUUAUCAGAACAUAAGAUUGAGAAGGAGAGGCUUAUAGUUGAGAUUGAGGAAUAUGACAGCAAUAGGCUUCAUUUGGCCCCACUAUUGCAUCAAUAUAGCCAGAUAAUGGCCAAGACCAGAGAGAUAGACAGGCAAGUUACCCAGCUAAUGUCAUAA